AUGCCUUUGUCGUCAUUUAAGAAGCACAGAACUUUGAAGUGGCUUCGAAACAAACCUGUAGAGAAUACAGACAAUGCUCUUCAACCGGGUAGCAUCAAUGCCGCUCUUGUGCAGAGAAGCUUUUCGGAAGAAAUAACCACAUCUGCCAAGACUGAGGAUUUAUGGGCAGAGGCUAGACAAAAGCUUGCUCAAGAUAAGGAUGUGGGCCUAAUAUUGCAGGAAGCAACCCAGAUUAUUGGAAAGUCCGGUCUGAAGUUUGAGUCCCAAGGUGUAGUCGACCACCAACAGCUCCAAGGCUAUCUUAACGCCAAGGUUGAAGAGCUCAAACAGAGAGAGUGGGCAAUUCAGAUUGACGAUCGAUACAUCAAAGUCAGGGAACAGGUGGCGCGGGCCAUUCGAAAUGUCCUGGUGUUGAAAGAUAUAGUCAGCACGGCUGUAUCUGCAAAUCCUCCAGUGGCGAUAGUCUGGGCCGGUGUGACUGUGUCUCUCCUAUUGUUUAUACGUGCAGAGGAUGAAGAAAGCAACCUUCUGGAUGGACUAGAGAAAACUUCAGACUUGAUUCCUCGUCUCUGUAUGAUGGAAGAUCUCUAUCUACAUUCCAGCACAAUCGUCUCUCGCAACUUCAUGGAGAGAUUCAAAGGAGGGCUGGUAUCGUUGUACUGCAAAGUCCUCGAGUUUCAAGCUCGGGCGCUGUGUUUCUUGCAGAAGAAUGCCUUUUCUCGAACUUACAAUAACAUGUUCCACGAAAAAUGGGAUGCGCUGACACAAAGUAUUACGGGCCAAGAGAUUGAAGCCCAAAACUUCACUCGGCUUCUUGACGCAGCGGAGAGGAAGCAAGACAGAGAAUAUAUCUCGAGGGGUUUCGAAGAAGCACUCAAAGGGCAUCAGCUGCAGCAAAUAACAUCGGAUCGAAAUGAGAAAGCAAACCAAUUCAUCAAACUGCUCUAUACCUGUCCCUACAGAGACCGAAAGGAGCGAAUCGACAUUCGCGUACCCGGAACGUGCGAAUGGUUUACCAACCACUCCCAUUUUAAGAAAUGGAAUCAUACCAAGUCUUCAAGACUCUUAUGGGUCUCAGCAAAUCCAGGAUGUGGAAAAUCAGUCUUAUCAAGAUAUUUGGUUGAUGAAGUACUUCCUUCCCAACAAAGGACAAUCUGUUACUUUUUCUUUCGUGAUGAUUAUCCGGAUCAGAGAAGGUCCUCAAUUGCGCUUGCUAGUGUUUUACGUCAAAUUUUCCUGGCCCAGCCAAAUCUUCUCUCGAAUUCUGUGCUAGAACAGCAUGAUAAAGAAGGUGAAAAACUAGUUGAGUCAUUCACCGCACUAUGGGAUAUUUUUAAGGAUAUCACAGCCUCGAGUGAGUCCGAUGAAAUAAUCUGUGUGUUGGAUGCACUGGACGAGUGUCAGAAAGAUGACAGGAAGCAGCUUGUUAAAGCUAUAACGGACCUCUACUUGAGAAGUAACAUUAACCACAAGUUGAAGUUUCUUCUGACAAGUAGACCCUAUGGCAAGAUAAGCGAGGACUUUCGAGAGCUGGAGGAUCAAAUGCCUACAAUUCACCUGAGUGGAGAUGGUGAGAGCGAAUCGGAAGAAAUUUCAAAGGAGAUAGACCUAGUGAUCACAAAAAGAGUUCACGAUAUCUCUAAUCGCAAGCAUCUGGAAGACCACGAACAGACGUUCUUGCAAGAGAAGCUCACAGAAAUACCGCAUCGAACAUAUCUCUGGGUUGCUCUCACAUUGGAUUACAUUCAGGAUCUCGAUGGCUUCACAAAGGGAGAGGUUCGCAAAACAGUGCAAACAAUUCCUGAUACGGUCGAUGACGCUUACGAGAAGAUACUGAGCAAAAACAAAGACCAAUUCAAAGCCAAGCGUCUACUCCAUAUCGUCUUGGCCGCGGAAAGACCACUAUCCGUGGAAGAAAUGUCUCUAGCCGUGGCUCUAAAAAGAGAGGGCCAGGCUCGCGAUGACAUACUGGAAUCAAUCGAGCCCGCUGAACGGUUUAAAUCCACGUUACGAAAUGCCUGCGGGUUGAUGCUUGUCGUUGUUGACAAUAAGGUCUACCUUAUUCAUCAAACUGUCAAAGAGUUUCUAGUCCGAAAAUCAUCAGAGGCAGCUGAUUCAGAGUCGUUUAGCAGCUGGAAGCAUGCCCUUUCGGUAACAGAAUCGAACAAAGUUCUUGCGGAAAUAUGUGCAUGGCAUCUUGAUGCUUCUUCAGCGGCAGCAAGCCGUGGUGCUUGCUCGGUGAAAGCCUGCCUAGAUGUGUUUUUGAACUACUCAUCAACUUAUUGGACAGUUCACUUCCGUGAAGCCUGUUUCCGUCGCCAUGAUAAAAUGACGAUGUUGGCCUGUCGUCUCUGUGCCCCAGGAUCGAAAUUGCUUAAUACCUGGGCGGAUGUAUACGCGUCUUAUGAUGAGUUUGGGAGGAUGAGAUAUUUACCAAAAAAUGCCGCACCACUUGUGAUUCCAGCUUUUUUUGGACUUCAUGCCGUCGUACAAGAACUCCUGGAGAAUGUCACUGUGGAAGUAGAUACCCAAGACUCUGACCUUGGCCGGACUCCACUUUCAUGGGCUGCUGAAAAUGGACAUGAUAGUGUGGUCAGUCUGCUUCUUAGCACUGGCAAGGUGGAUGUACAGUCUAAGGACUCUACAUAUAGCCGGACUCCACUCUCAUGGGCUUCUAGAAAUGGACACGACGCUGUGGUCAGUCUGCUUUUAAGCAGUGGCAAGGUGGAUAUAGAGUCUAAGGACUCUAGUGACCGGACUCCGCUUUCAUACGCUGCUGGGAGUGGUCACGACAAUGUGGUCAGACUGCUUCUAAGUACUGGGAAGGUGGAUAUAGAGUCCAAGGACCAUGUAAAUGGCCAGUCUCCACUUUCGUGGGCUGCUGAAUAUGGACAUGAUACUAUCGUCGAUCUGCUUCUAAGCACUGGGAAGGCGGACAUAGAGUCUAGGGACUCUGACGGCCGGACUCCGCUUUCAUGCGCUGCUAGGCGUGGAUCUUAUGCUGUGGUCAGCCUGCUUCUAAGCACUGGAAAUGUGAAUAUAGAGUCCAAGGAUCAUGCAUAUGGCCAGACUCCACUUUCAUGGGCUGCUGAAAAUGGACAUGAUGCUGUCGUCGGUCUGCUCCUACGCACCGGAAAGGUAAAUGCGAGGUCUAAGAGCUCUGAUGGCCAGACUCCGGUUUCAUUAGCUGCUAAUAAUGGGUACGAUGAAGUAGUCAAUCUGCUUCUGAGCGCCGGAAAUUUGGACACAGAGUAG
This is a messenger RNA of Penicillium atrosanguineum, 3255 nucleotides long. RefSeq names its product ribosomal protein L38e. The transcript is spliced from 2 exons. The coding region runs from base 1 to 3255 and encodes 1084 amino acids. NCBI's taxonomy places the organism in Eukaryota, Fungi, Ascomycota, Eurotiomycetes, Eurotiales, Aspergillaceae. The record is from RefSeq and is a predicted model, not a curated record. Gene Ontology annotation, molecular function: protein binding.